GCGGCACGCGUUCAACAGGUGUACUUGAACGGUAGUGAAAAGGUCACGGGCAGGGUGGGCAGUGCCGCAGUAUACACAUGAGAUGUAGGUACGUAAUUUUCACGUCCGCGGAAUAAAACAUCGCGAGCGCUUCCCUCGCGCAGCAGUGGUACGCAAGGACCGCCGAUCCUGCGUAGGCGCCUCCCAACUUGUAACGAUCGAGUUGCGCGCUAAAUAGGACGCGCGCUGUGCUGUGUAUGUGUGCUGUGCAGUGAUUUUUUUUAAUUUUGGAGUAAUUGAUUUUAAAUAAAAUGAGGCAUCAGCGCUGGGCAUCAAACUUGGCAACGGCAACAUGGGUGCUGUUCACCCUUCUGCUUCCAACAGACACACAGCUCCUCAAUCCUGUCACAUCGUUCAUGAACUUCCUGAAUGAAGGCUCCAAUCAACUGGACAACGAACCACCAGAUCAAAAUAACAUGCUGAGUGAAUAUGACUUCAUCAUCGUAGGAGCCGGUACAGCGGGAUGCGUGUUAGCAAACCGUCUUACUGAAAUCCCAGAUUGGAAAGUGUUACUUAUUGAAGCAGGUAAUAAUGAAAAUUAUGUCAUGGAUAUCCCAAUCGUAGCAAACUACCUUCAAUUCACAUCAGCUAACUGGGGAUAUAAAACAAUGCCCUCUAAAAAGUACUGUGCAGGAUUUGAGAACCAGCAGUGUAACUGGCCUCGAGGAAAAGUAGUUGGAGGUUCUAGUGUCCUAAAUUAUAUGAUUUAUACACGAGGAGCUAAACCUGACUACGACAGCUGGGCAGCGAUGGGUAACGAUGGCUGGAGUUGGGACGAAGUUCUGCCAUAUUUCAAGAAAAUAGAAAACUUCAACAUCCCGUCGUACAAUGAUCCAAAAUAUCACGGGCGCGAUGGACACCUUAACGUCGAAUACGCUCCAUUCCGAACCACCAAAGGGAAGGCCUGGGUCAAGGCAGCACAAGAAAUGGGUUUUAAAUAUAGUGAUUACAAUGGAGCAGAACCUGCUGGUGUAUCUUUCCUUCAACUAUCAAUGAAAAAUGGAACUCGUCAUAGCUCUAGCAGAGCGUAUUUACACCCAGCCAAUGGUCGGAAUAAUCUCCAUGUGUCUAAGGGCAGCAUGGUAACCAAGCUUAUUUUUGACGAAACCAAGACUAGAGUAAUUGGAGUCGAAUUCGAAAAACAAAAUGUGAAACAUAAAAUAUUGGCGAAGAAAGAAGUAAUUGUAUCUGCUGGAGCUAUUAAUUCUCCUCAACUAUUGAUGCUGUCAGGUAUCGGUCCAAGAAAUCAUUUGGAGUCAAUGAGAAUAAACGUUGUAAAAGAUUUACCAGUAGGGUACAAUUUAAUGGACCACAUAGCUGCCGGUGGAAUUCAGUUCUUAGUUCGACCGCAAAAUCUGACGCUGUCUACAGAAUACAUAUUAAAUCAUUUAGAACUAGUGUUCAAAUGGAUGAGAUCACAUAAAGGCCCACUGUCAAUUCCUGGUGGAUGCGAAGCUCUUAUAUUCUUGGAUUUAAAAGAUAAAUUCAACACAACAGGUUGGCCUGACAUGGAACUGCUCUUCAUUUCAGGAGGAUUGAACUCUGACCCACUAUUACGACGUAAUUUCGGCUUUGAUAACCAAAUUUAUGAUGAUACUUACGGUCCGCUAGGAAAGUCUGACGCGUUUAUGGUGUUCCCGAUGUUAAUGCGACCCAAAUCAAAAGGAAGAGUUAUGCUUCGAAGCAAGAACCCCAGAGCACACCCAGCCAUAAUACCAAACUAUUUUGAGUAUGCAGAAGAUUUACAGAAGAUUGUAGAAGGAAUUAAAGUAGCAGUGCAAAUAGCAAGACAACCAGCUCUGAAGAAACUUGGUGCCAAAUUGUAUGAUGUUCCGAUAGAGGACUGUUUACAAUACGGCCCGUUCGGUAGCGACGAGUACUUCGCUUGCCAAGCACAAAUGUUCACAUUCACUAUAUACCAUCAGAGUGGCACUUGCAAAAUGGGAGUAGAGAGUGAUCCUUCAGCAGUGGUGAGUCCGAGAUUAAAGGUCCACGGUAUUGAGGGUCUCAGGGUAAUAGACGCGAGUGUUAUGCCUGAGAUAGUGUCCAGUCAUACGAACGCCCCUACGUAUAUGAUUUCCGAAAAGGGAUCAGACAUGAUAAAACAGGAUUAUGGUAAAUUGAGAUAGAACUGACUAU
This is a messenger RNA of Spodoptera littoralis (African cotton leafworm), 2178 nucleotides long. The record is from the annotation of a GenBank genome assembly. NCBI's taxonomy places the organism in Eukaryota, Metazoa, Arthropoda, Insecta, Lepidoptera, Noctuidae.